Molecule: messenger RNA, 783 nt
Organism: Fusarium subglutinans
Lineage: Eukaryota; Fungi; Ascomycota; Sordariomycetes; Hypocreales; Nectriaceae
Exons: 1
Coding region: 1-783 (260 amino acids)
Source: RefSeq, a predicted model, not a curated record
AUGACAUCCAGACGAUCCCAAUUCGUCAAAGAGGCGCCUCCUGGAGCUUACUCCCCAGACCCAACAUAUGUCUACACUGUCCACCCUCCUCAGACUCAAGAUCCGUUCCGAAACUUGCCUGCUCGCAUGGUUGAAGACUACAGUCAAAUGUAUCCUCCCUCUUCAGCUGCAACAAACAUCUUCGUUCCUGGCUGCUGCCGUCAUCGUCGCCGUGCGUCCCGGUACUCAAAGACCUACGAAAGCGAAGGUUCAACCAAAAGCUAUGCUUCUUACGAAGACGCUCACCCUGCUCAGCCUGUGGAUCGCCUCCCACCACGCAUCGCUCUGAAGCAGCUCUCGGAUUUUCUUCACGAAGCUGGCAUCUUCUACAACACGCAGCUCAUGGACUUUGCUCGUGAGCAUCAACGUCAGGGCCACGACACCUCCAAUGAAGCACUUCUACAGUGGCUCUGGAAUGACUGGACCCGAUCUCGCGAUAGCCCUACCCGUGAGAACUUUACAUCUACCAAGGCGAGCAUUACACUCUUGCUUCGUCAGGUUGAGACCGCCAUUGCGACGCCUUGGCUGGAGAACGCAGACCUAAACGUCAGAUUCGACUUCAGCUACAGAGCUCUUAAGAGUGCUUGCGAUGAGAUUGUCAGAUUGUCAGGCAAGGUCAUGAGCGAUUGGCAAACUUGUCGAUUUCUAGCUGUUGAGCUCAAGAAUGCCCGUGUUUAUGCCGAUCCGGAGGGGCCUGUUCUGAGACAUUUGUUUGUGGGAUGGGAGAAGGGCGAGCCUUGGUGA